Triticum urartu is the source of this 1473-nucleotide messenger RNA. RefSeq lists its product as uncharacterized. The record is from RefSeq and is a predicted model, not a curated record. Gene Ontology annotation, cellular component: chloroplast thylakoid membrane. Lineage: Eukaryota; Viridiplantae; Streptophyta; Magnoliopsida; Poales; Poaceae. Gene Ontology annotation, biological process: photosystem I assembly; response to photooxidative stress.
UUCGUGCAUGCACCGCAGCCGGAGUAGCUAGCCCAUCCUAGGAGCGCACGACAACGCCCAGCCCACCAUGCACUCCGCCGACGAGCCCGUGUCUGUCCCCGCCGUGAGCACUACGGCGGCAGCGGAGGACGGCGGCAAGAGCCAGGUGUCGCCGUCGAUGGAGGAGGAGCGGCAGAUCCCCGUGGACCCGGUCUCUCUGCGGCACCUGGGCAUGGUGGCCGACCCGGACUCGCCGCUCUCCGCGCCGUCCGUGCUCACGGAGGUGGUCGCGCAGUCGUCCCCGCUCCUGCCGCCGCUGCGCCGGCCCACGUUCGUCGGGGCCAGCCAGCCGUGCUCCGCGACCUCCUCCCCGGUCCACAGCGCCACGGCCAAGCGGGACGAGCCCGCCGCGCCCAGCCUCGCCACGGUCACCGCCCUGCGCUCCCUCGCGCGGCAGCACUCCGCCGCGCUCGCCAGCUACGCCGCCUCGCCGUCGGCGGCUCCCACCACGCUCUCGAGGAGCGCGUCCCGCGCCGAGGGCAGGUCCAUGGCGCCGCACGACGACGAGGUCCCCGUCCCCUACGUCGAGUCUGCAGACGAGGACGAGCAAAGCUUCACGUGCGGCGUGCUGUGCAUGUUCAUCCCGGGCUUCGCAAAGAAGAAGCCGGGGUCGCCCUCCGCGGCGGCCGUCAUGUCGAGCAUACAGAGGCAGCAUUCCGGGGCGAGGCGGCGGAGCAGCGUGUCGCGGAUGGCGGAGCUGGAGAGGUUCGAGUGCGGGUCGUGGAGCCCGCCACCGCCGCCGCAUCCGGUGAGGGUCGUGCCGACGCACGUCGACAUGGACUUCGCGAUGGAGGUGCCCAAGAUCAGCUGCGCGGACGACACGGACUUGCCGGUCAAGAUGGCGUUCGUGUUCGAGGGCGAGGCGAGGGGGGCACUGAAGAAGUCGGCGUCGGAUUCGCGCCGGCAUGAGCCGGCGUCGCCGGCCAAGACGGCGUCCGCGUUCGACGGCGAGCCGAGGGGGAUCCUGAAGAAGUCGGCGUCGGCGUCGCAGCGGCAGGACUCGGCCCCCAGGACGCUGUCCGCGUCGCAGCGGCACGUGAGGUUCUCGACGGCCGCGGCGCCUCCGGCGUCGUGCCCGACGUCGCCGUGCAUCACGCCGCGGCUGGCGAUGGCCAGGGCCGAGUUCAACGCCUUCUUGGAGGCGCAGAGCGCGUAGAUAAUUCGCCAUGCACGGUGCAUGCCUGUUUUUUUUUCUCUUGGAUUUGCUUCGUGCUUGUUCGCGAGCGGCAGCUGCGCGCUCGAGAUUGCUAGACGCUUCCGGCGUGUUCUAUUUUUUGUUCGAUUGUCCAUAUUCCAAUCGACCAAUUCCCGACGACUUGGGGUUUUUACGAUAGAUUGAGACAGAUGUGUGUUCCACAUCGAUCUUGUCAUGCCGUGUGAAAAUCAGCUGUUGUUAGAAUGUGAUUGAAAACCGUAAAAAGGUAAUCAAAUGGC